Lytechinus pictus (painted urchin) is the source of this 6001-nucleotide messenger RNA. RefSeq names its product alpha-(1,3)-fucosyltransferase 7-like. The coding region runs from base 3846 to 5102 and encodes 418 amino acids. Gene Ontology annotation, cellular component: membrane. The transcript has a single exon. NCBI's taxonomy places the organism in Eukaryota, Metazoa, Echinodermata, Echinoidea, Temnopleuroida, Toxopneustidae. The record is from RefSeq and is a predicted model, not a curated record. Gene Ontology annotation, molecular function: alpha-(1->3)-fucosyltransferase activity.
GUUACAAUCAUAUCUAUAUGUUGUCUCCAUGUUAGCUUUCUAUCCAGUACUACUCCUAAAAAUAGAUGUUCGUCCUUUUGUCAUGUUUGUGAUAAGGGGACCUCAUCUAAUUCAAUCUGUACACAUUUGUUAGUGUUACUAAAAAGCAAAGUAACAGAUUUUUCUUUAGAAAGGGUAAAACCCCAUCUGUCGAACCACUCAUUCAGGAUAUUCACAUAGGAUUAUACUUUUCUUUUUAGAAAAUCAAUGUUUUUUCCACUUUUCCAUAUUACACAGUCGUCUGCGUAUACAGAAAUAUUGACAGAUUCGUCCAUUGGUAUGUCCGACAACAUUAAAUUGAAAAGGACUGGACUUAGGGAACUACUCUGGGGUAGCCCUUCCUCUAUGUCCUGUAUAACUGAGAGGUACUUAUUUGCCCGGACCUGGAAAGAGCGCCCACUUAAAUAGUUCCAUAUGAACUGAACUAUGUUGCCUUGGAAACCAAGUUUAUUCAGUUUAUAAAUCAAGCCUUCCUUCCAUAGUCUAUCAUAAGCCUUCUCCAUGUCAAAGAAAACGGCCAGGGUAUGUUCUUUAUUCCCAAUACGUUUUUUAAUGUCAUUUUCAAGUUGGGUUAUAUUGUCUUUUGUGCUUCUUGCCUUUCUAAAAGCACUGUGGCAAGUUGGUAAUAAAUUAUGUUUUUCCGUAAACCAUACCAUUCUUUCUUUGAUGAUUUUCUCAACUGUUAAGAGCGAUAGGCCUGUAGGAAGAAACGUCUGUAGCUUCCUUGUGUGGUUUCAAUAUUGGGACUAUGACGCAAUGCUUACAUUGGUGGGAACAAUUCCUGUUUCCCAUAUGUUAUUAAUUAUAGUUAACAUUAUCACUCUCCCUUUGUGUGAGAGAUUUUUAUAUACUUCAUACCCAACGCCAUCUUUGCCUGGAGAAGACUUUUUACAUUUUUUAAAUGAUAUUCUCAAUUCAUACAUCGUAAAGGGUUCAUUAAUGACACUACUACCCUUAGCAUCACCAACUAAUGAUAUGAUGUCCUCACAUUUUUUAACAAUAUCUUUUUGUUCAUGGGUAAAAUCCUUGCCCUUAAAACUAUCGUUUAUGUUUUUAAAAUGACUGGCAAAAGUAUCCGCAACGUCAUUGCCAGUAAUAUCAGAACUAUAUUCUCUCAUGAGAACAAAGCUUUUCCUGGGCGAAAUACCAUCAUUAUUGAUCCUUUUAAUCAUAUUCCAGAUCUCGGAUAAAGGGGUAAAACGAUCAAUGUCUUGACAGUACUUUUCCCAGUAAACUCUCUUGGCUUGCCUUAAAGUUUUCUGGGCAAUAGAUCUUUUCUUCUUAAAAUCCUCCAAUAAAUCUGGAGAGGGUAUUCGUAACUUUUCAAUUUGCCCCUUGCUCUAUUUCUCUCCUUUAUUCUAGAGGAACAUUCUUUAUUCCACCAUGGUACAGGGUUUUUCUUAAUGUUCUUGGUAGCUCGAUGUCCUUUCAAAUUUUCCAGGGUAAUCUUAAUUGAUUCCAUGAAAGUAUCGAACUCUAUGACCUUGCCUCCAUUCUGUAAGGUAUUCCAUUGCUCAUCUGUUUGCCGCCUAAAUUCAUCCCAAUGUACAUUCUUUGUGGAUAACAUUGAACUGAUAGACUGGGAGUGAUCGAUCUUUGCUUGCGUACCAUUCCCUUUCAGUAUGUUCAACUGGCUUAACAAUGGAUAAUGGUCACUUCCAAAACUGUUGUUCAGGACUUGCCACGUUGUUUUGUUCGAUGUACAUGGAGGGGCUAGUGUUAGAUCCAAACAAGAACAGUUACCCGUGUGGUAGUCUACUCUAGUGGCACUUCCAUCAUUUAAGACAACAAGAUUUCUCUCGUUUGCAAAUUCUUCCACUACUUUACCAUUUGCAUCUGUUUUUUUACUGCCCCAUAAUGUGUUAUGGGCAUUAAAGUCUCCCAAUAUUAUAAGUUUUUCCCCCUCACCUUUCUAAAGAGUUCAUUCAGCGAAUCUGUGCUAAGUUUGCUGCACGGGUUGUAGAAAUUAACUACAUUUAAAACCUCAUCAUCCAAUAAAAUUUAUAAUGAUAUGAUCUCCAGAUCAUCGUGUUUAAAAACACUUUUGUAGUUUAGUGAGGAAUGGACGUAUAUAGCGCAGCCCCCCCCCCCCCGGACCAUCCUUUUCUAUUCCUAUAUUCACAUACGUAAUCUGGUAUCUGCAUGACCCUCCCCUCUUCUAACCAAGUUUCUUGUACACAAAUAAUUUCUAAGGGUCUUUUUUGUUGAUUCAAAAAUCUAAUUAACUCAUCCCUGUGACAUUCAAGACCCUGUGCAUUCCACUGGAGAAUGCUGAAUGCCACGAGGGUGAUCAGGCUAGUAGAAUAGGUUGCGAAUUGACUGUAAAUCAACGUCUGUGGGAUGUAAACCCAGAGUAUCUUUCAAAAUAUGCGUUAUUUCAUCAAAUGGAUUACAGUCAGGCUUUGUUACUAUUCUGAUUAGUCUAAUAAAGAAAAAAAAAGUGUGAUGUCUGAAGCACCUUUCAGUAUAGGUACUGACAUUGAUAUUUAUACGCGAUCGUUUCAUUCUUACAAAUAAAACAGUGAGAAUAAUAUAAGCAUUUUCUGAAAACCUAAAAAGAAAUCUAAAAUUUUCUGCUAAAUGACUAUUUAAUGUUGCUCUUUCUUUGAUUCAACAAAAGAAUAAAAUAGUUAGAACACCCUUAUCCAAAACAAUUUCAAACACUAAUAGAUAUGACAGUUAUUAAAAAAAACCAGCAUUUACUUGCUCUAAUGAAUAUUCAUGCAUUAUUUAAAUAUAAGUUAAUUGAAAAAUAUAAGUACAUUCAACAUGAUUUUAUAAGUAAUAAUCAUCUUUGCCUAAUUGAGUUAGAUUUACUCAAUCAAAGCAAGCUAUCAAUACGUGAAUUUUCUUAAAUGUAUAUUGAACCCAAAUAAAUCAAGUUAAUCAAGUAAAUUAAAAGACAAGUUAAAACUACUUAAAAAAAUACGAAAAAUAAUUACAAAUUGUAAAUUCUACCUAAAUACAUUAAGUGUUAACUACUGAUUCAGAAUUUUUUUUUACAGUGAAGCAUGUAACAAAAACAUAUCCAAAUGAACACAGAAAUAUAACAUAAUGCAAACGUAUAUGGGAGGGAACAUUGUUGAGUAUAUUCACAUCAUAAUAUGCUAAAAAAAUGUUUUCUACUAUGAAUAUAUGUAGAUAUAGAUUGGGUAUACCGAGAUCACGACCAACAUCAUCAAAACUGCUCGAUGCAAUGGAAUUAGAGAAGAGCGACAUGGAUCCCCCCCCCCCCCCCGCUAUGAACACUAAUACAACUCCACAGAGUAUAUCAAAUAUUCACACGAAUAAUAUGAUGGGAAUGGUUGCAUCGCAAUAUGCUCCAUACAGUGCUGCUAUUGAUCAUUGUCACUCAUGGGUUUGUGAAAUGGCCCCUAUACCACUUUGAUAUCAUAGAGAAGGAUACAGUAUUUCAUAACUGUGAUACAAUCAACAUGACAUCACGUACGUCUGCGGCGUGUAUAACGAUAUUUCUCUCCGUUGCGGAUCAGUCUGUGGCGGUGAGCGUCGAGACGCCAUGCAAUGUUGGUUGUGUGGUAAACGAAUAUACUGCCGUGAAACCCACUUUGGUUAACUAGCGGAUUGUAAGUGAAAACACAAUGGCUUCCGGAUGUGCUCUUCAUAUCUACAGUUGAUGCCAUCAUUCAGUGUGAUGUACGAACUUGAUUUGUCUAUACAUAUCCCGGAUACAUAAUCUAUAUGCAGAAUGGUGAAUAACAUAGUCGGCUACUCGAAUGUGUGAACGUGAAUGGGUUCAUGUUUAGAAUAAUCUAUGGUGAUUGUACCUUCUUCAUUAGCACCGAGUCAUGGGGAUAAAGAAGGCACUGAUCGUUGGAUUAUCAUUAACUCUUAUAUUGGUUAUAUGCCUUUGUAUUGCUUUCGCCGAGAAUCGUCAGUAUAUCCGACAAGUUUCAUCAAUUAUUCCAAACAUCAACAUUGUGAGGAAAGCCUUCCGCAUAGAAAGCAAGCCACUUAAAAAUGGAGGCGAGGGUUCUUUACCAAUGAAAGAGGCAACAAGGAAUUUGAGCCACAGUGAGACUGCUUGUUACCGUCAAGUACAGGUGUGGGACGGCAGCAAACUAGCCCAAACACCGAGAAAAUCUCAAUGUCCUGGCCUCAAAUGUGGAAUAAGCUUUGUCAAGGAUAGAAGUUACGUGACUAUGAUGAAGAGCGAUGCCGUAGUUUUCUUUCAUUUAUCUCGGUGGAGUUGGGCAGAGAUGCUCAACAGACGGCCAUUGAAUCAAGCCUGGGUUUUCUAUUCCUUGGAGACUCCUCCAUUGACUGGUAGAAAUGCAUUGCCACCAAGAAUACUAGACCAUAUUUUCAACUAUACGAUGUCAUACAGGCCGUCUUCAACGAUUCACUGUCCUUAUGGUAUGUAUGACGACACCCUGCCACAAAUACCUCAGGACCAAAAUAAAAAUUGGGCCGAAGGGAAAACUAGAUUAGUGGCAUGGGCUUCAUCCAAAUGCUUUCUACACGGUGGGGUUCAAUCUUGGAGGCGCAGAAACUUUGUAAAAACACUUGCAAAGCACGUAAGUGUCGAUAUGUAUGGCGAAUGUGGGGACCAAGUUUGCCCUAGAUAUUCACAGGGUUGCUGGACCCAAAUCAAAGCUCACAAGUUUUACCUGGCAUUGGAGAACAACGAAUGCCGAGAAUACAUCACGGAGAAGUUCUGGGUAAACGCCCUCAGUAAUGACAUCGUACCCAUCGUCUAUGGACCCCCGAGGGAAGAUUACGAGCGAGUUGCGCCACCAAAUUCGUUUAUACAUCUCCAGGACUUCAGGAAUAUGAGUGAACUUGUGGAUUAUAUUAAUCUCCUUGAUGCUAAUGAUACCUUGUACAAUCAGUAUUUUGAAUGGAAGAAACGGGGCUCAGUAAAGUUUGUUGGAGAACACAAAAUCCUGCAAGCGCAGUUCAUGUGUAAAGUAGUCUCUAAAUUGUUGGAUGGCGAAAAUAUGUUAAAUGGUGAUUACCAUGCACCAAGAGAAGUGAAUCCUUCAAUACAUGACUAUUGGUCAACUUCAUGUCUCAAACCAAAAGGAUUUCCUCAUGAUAUAUAGAAAGAUGUCAAUACUAAAGUGAGUUUUUUUUCUUCUACAACUGGCAAUUACUACAAAAUUGGUAAUAGAAAUACAAAAGAAAUUUAAUUUUGUCCUGAGUACCCUUUACGUAGUAUACAACACUGAAAUUGAUUUUAAAUCAAUUGAAUUUGACAACAAUCAGGUGGAUCAAUGUUUUUGUCGUUUAUUAUUCAAUAAGCAAACAUUGAUAAUGGAGGCUGCAUAUAUGAAUCAGUGGGGUAUCCAAAACCGGAGUAUGAGAAAAAAAAGUGUAGGAGAUGGGAAAAUCUACAUAAUCGACUUUCAAAGAAACCUCGCAUACAACUGACCGAAGUCUUUCUUUUUACAGGGCUUUAUUUGUUAACACCCUCUUCACAGAUUUAUCUAAUUGUAUACUUUUUAUGUUUAAAAUGUUUUUGUGUUUGUUUGUUUUAUUUCCGUAUAUAAAAUAACAAAUACAAAGUACAUAUAAUACAUAAAAAUACAUAUAACAUGAAAUGAUAAGGUCAAGGUUAAAAUACAGUAAUAAAUGGUAAGGAAGAAAGUAAAUUAUACGGCUGGUAGCGCCAAUUUUCUUGCAAAAAGGCUAUAAUGUAUAGGUAUUUGACCAUCAAGCAUAAAAGUAAAAAUCCCAUAACCUACACCUACCCCCCUCCCCCGGUACAAAUAGGUGAUUUAAUUUUAAUUAGCAGAAAUAUAUCUAAAAAUGUAUUUUUCAAAGAAUUGAAAGUGGUGACAUUACACACGUACUAAGGGAUUCUGUUAAAUUCAGAGACUGCUCGGUAGGAGAACGAUCUUUUACAACUAUUGGUUCUAGGUCUGGGCAAACAUAUAUUAUUUUCAUUUCUAAGAGGGUAAUGAGUACUAGAGUAGCUUUUAAAUAAAACAUAUUUUUCAUA